AUGGGCAAACGCAGAUUCGGCAAACACCUUAUACCAGACACUGAUUCGCCGAUUCUUCUGCUGCUUCAGGACGUAGCAGCGAGAUGUUCGGCUCCUCAGGUGGUCCGCCAGCGAAAAAUAUGCGGCUUUCAUGCAAUUGGAGAGGGCGACAACUUUCCCUUCAACGUCGAUUUGGUCAACGCAGCGGCAGGCCUGGGCGAGGUGCGUGUGCGGCCAGACGUCGACUUGAGUUCACUGAAGGAAAGCGAGUUUGUUUUUCACAUUGAGGCCUACGACUGUGACAACCCUCCGCAUUUUUCCCAGCGGUCAACUUUCGCCUUCCCGGGUCUUGUCGCACCCAACACCUCUGGCGUCGUCGUCUACCACACGCGCUUCCGACCUACGCGACUUAAAGCGGUCUAUGUAUGUGAAGCUGAUUACUCAGUCUCUCUCUCCCAGUCUCUAAUCAUCCAGGUUACUCAUUUUGGGAAAGCUUGCCGUCCUGAGCUGACAGUUGUGGGUCACAGAGGCGAGUCCGCUUAUGUCUGA
Dibothriocephalus latus is the source of this 528-nucleotide messenger RNA. The record is from the annotation of a GenBank genome assembly. NCBI's taxonomy places the organism in Eukaryota, Metazoa, Platyhelminthes, Cestoda, Diphyllobothriidea, Diphyllobothriidae.